UGCUAUCAUGCGCCCACUAUGAAAGCCGUGGUCGGGCACGGCUGUACCAAGCGUGGUCGCGCACGGCUGUACCAAGUUAGUCUAGCUUAAAGUGCUGUGAGCCUGUUUUGCUUCGCAUGAGACCAGUUUAAGUGCCUUACAACCAUGGCCCUGUCUCGUAGGAUCAUCGUUUCAUCAUUCCUGUUGUUGUUCGCGAUUCCCUCCCAAUCCCGGGAUUUGAUUUGUCCAACAUUCGAGGAACCUGGUGAAUGCCCAAGAGAUGACCAUGAGAGCAGCCUGUGUCAACCCGAGGGAAAAACUGGCUCUGCUUCCGGCUGCCCUCCAGGCUUAAUAUGUUGUAAUACCGGCUGUCAGUUUCUUGAUUGUGUGGUUCCAGAGGUGAACCCAAAUCCAACUCAACCUCAGAAGGUUAUGGCCACGGAGGACCUUGGAAACAAAAACGUAUCAGAUUUGAUUUGUCCAACAUUCGAGGAACCUGGUGAAUGCCCAAGAGAUGACCAUGAGAGCAGCCUGUGUCAACCCGAGGGAAAAACUGGCUCUGCUUCCGGCUGCCCUCCAGGCUUAAUAUGUUGUAAUACCGGCUGUCAGUUUCUUGAUUGUGUGGUUCCAGAGGUGAACCCAAAUCCAACUCAACCUCAGAAGGUUAUGGCCACGGAGGACCUUGGAAACAAAAACGUAUCAGGUAAAGACCAACGCUAUAACUUGUCUGUUGGAAGGAAAACUAACGUUAUAAACAUUACAUUACGUUACAAUCACUCCAAGGCCUUAUCAUAGUUGUUGAAGGCUAAA
Molecule: messenger RNA, 789 nt
Organism: Stylophora pistillata
Lineage: Eukaryota; Metazoa; Cnidaria; Anthozoa; Scleractinia; Pocilloporidae
Source: RefSeq, a predicted model, not a curated record